Penicillium expansum is the source of this 909-nucleotide messenger RNA. RefSeq names its product opsin family protein. Gene Ontology annotation, cellular component: endoplasmic reticulum; plasma membrane. Bases 1 to 909 code for a protein of 302 amino acids. The transcript is spliced from 5 exons. The record is from RefSeq and is a predicted model, not a curated record. Lineage: Eukaryota; Fungi; Ascomycota; Eurotiomycetes; Eurotiales; Aspergillaceae.
AUGAUUCAACCUCCAUUUGAUCAGUUUGCUACUCUAACGGCCCCCGCCACCACAUCUUCAGUGGCGCCUAUUCCCACUGUCAUUCCGGGGUCUGAAGUCUACCAGGAACUUCAUGAUGUGGGCAAGCGAACUCUAUGGGUUGUCACUGUGUUGAUGGGCAUCUCCUCGCUGGUGUUCUAUACUCUGGCCGCUCGUGCUCCUCUAUCUAAACGAAUCUUCCAUAUUCUAACCUCCCUCAUAACCACCAUCUCUUUCAUAAUCUACCUAGCCCUUUCAACCGGUCAAGGCAUCACAACCAAACACACCAUAGUCUACGAGUCCCAUGAACAUGUCCCAGACACACACACAGACUACAUCCGCCAAGUCCUAUGGCUGCGCUAUGUAAACUGGGCAUUAACAACACCUCUGCUCUUUAUCAACUUCGCCCUUUUAUCCGGCCUACCAGGCGCAAACCUACUUAUCGCCACUGUCGCCCACCUGACCAUGCUGGCGACAGCUCUAUUCGGCAUAUUUGCAGGCCACGGCCCCGAGCGCUGGGUCUGGCUGACCCUCACGUGUAUUUCAUACCUGGUCGUGAUCCACCAUGUAGGCUUCCACGCGCAGCGAGCGGCAAAGAGCAAGGAUGCUCAGACAAGACGGUUAUUCGGUUCUAUUUCUGGGUCCGCCAUUGCAAUGCUAGCUCUAUUCCCUAUUUCCCUCGCGGCUGGGGCUCUUGCGCUUAGGUUGAGCGUUGACACCGAGACCAUCCUCUUCGCUAUACAGGACGUCUUUACGCAAGGUGUUCUUGGAUACUGGCUUCUAUUGUCUCAUGAGAGCGCGUCUGGAAUUGCGCUCUACAUGGAAGGAUUCUGGUCCCAUGGUGUCGGCAACGAGGGCGCUAUUCGCAUCUCCGACGAAGAGGGCGCGUAA